Amoebophrya sp. A120 is the source of this 1540-nucleotide messenger RNA. Lineage: Eukaryota; Dinophyceae; Syndiniales; Amoebophryaceae. The record is from the annotation of a GenBank genome assembly.
AAGAGCCGCGCUCGAUGACACCAAAAUCGCGUUUGGACCCUGUCGCACCCCAGGACAGGAGACUGAAUUUGUUUGCGUGUGCGGACUGUUUCGCUUUGACCGGGAGGAGCUGCUGCGAACUACGUUCGCCACCUUGCCGGGGUUCGUCCGGGAAUUUCGCCGCGGGCACGCUGCAAUUUUGCAGUUCUCGUCUGCAGCAGCCGCUGCGAGAAAUAAAGAUACUCUGCAAAAUCUACGCAGUCGCGACAGACGUGAGGGUGAUAUCAUCUGUGAUGCACGACUUUUUCAAGCCGCAGCAUCUAGCAUCUCCUCGUCGUCGCGUGGCGCAGCUUCAGAGGACGUCGACAGUGUUUCUUCCUCCUCUACCCGGCCGGGCAGUAGCGAAGCAUCACCUAUAAUAUCGCCUGAUGGCGGCGGAAGGGACACCAGGGAGCCUGAGUUAACGACUCCUUCAACGAGACAAAAGCAAGAUGAGCCGACGUUUUAUUCCAGCAAUUAUUAUACUAGGCUUACUGAUCAUGACCACACGACGGCAGUAAAAAUCCAGGAAGAUCCAUGCAGCCGACCACUGUUCAACAAAGUGAGUUUCUGCGCGCUCGUGGCCAACCCGAAACCGGCGAAGAGCGUGCGAAACUCGGAGCCGACCCGUCCCCCGCACGGCGCAUACACUUGGGCCACAUUGCCGGCGGAAAAACGCCCGAUCGGACUGUCUCUGGAGGAGGAUUUCGUGUCCGAGGCCGAGGAAGCAGCGCUGGUGGAGUGGCUGUCCGCGCGGUCGUGGGACACCACCUUGAAGCGGCGGGUGCAGCAUUUCGGAAUGCGCUUCGACUACUUGAGCCUCCACCCGGAACAAGUCGAUGACGCGAAUAAAGGCGAGAACAGUAUUCCCUUCGAGUUGUCCCUGAGUAGUCGUUUUUCGUUCCCUGGCCAGUACAACCAGGUGACCGUGAACGAAUAUCCCGCCGGCGUCGGGAUCGCCCCGCACGUGGAGACGCAUUCGUGUUUUGAGGAGGGCUUCUGCAGCGUGUCGCUGCUCGGCGGAAUCGUCAUGGAUUUUCGGAGGCGAAAAGACACUUUCGGGUUGGACGAAAGGCAAAUGGCGAACGUAGAAACUCUUCCGAAUAAUGCGGAAGAAGAAGUCGUGUCGCUCUAUCUGCCUCCGCGCUCGCGUGUGACCUUCCACGGGGAGGCGCGGUUCGCCUGGCGACAUGGCAUUGCAAGUCGCACCAGCGAUAUGGUGAAUGGGGUGGUAAUACCCGAGCGCCAGUACCGGAUCAGCCUGACCUAUCGCAAAGUCAAGAGUAUCCCGUUCUGCGAUUGCCCCUAUGUUUGGCUGUGCAAUCAUCAGAAUCCCGGUUCCAUGCAGCUCCCCAAACGAAAGUUAGCCGCUGCCGCCCUCGCUCGGCAAGCGGCAGACGAAGUAUAGUGCGAGAUGAAAAUGCUAAAGUAGACGAAUGAACAGUAAGUACUUCUGUGAGAUUUAGUACAUCCCCAGCGACAGCACCAGCAGAGAAUCAAAAUUUCGAUCGAGCGAUAAGGC